Penicillium brevicompactum is the source of this 681-nucleotide messenger RNA. Its product is annotated as DNA replication protein PSF1. The record is from RefSeq and is a predicted model, not a curated record. Gene Ontology annotation, biological process: DNA strand elongation involved in mitotic DNA replication; DNA replication. The coding region runs from base 1 to 681 and encodes 226 amino acids. Lineage: Eukaryota; Fungi; Ascomycota; Eurotiomycetes; Eurotiales; Aspergillaceae. The transcript is spliced from 3 exons. Gene Ontology annotation, cellular component: GINS complex.
AUGGACUCCCGUCUCGAUCCUGACCAGGACCCCGACCGUGCGGCCACGAUGUACGGCGAACUCGGCAACAAAUUGGUCCAACAUGCCAAACGUACACAAUCCCUCGCUCACCUCCCCCCAUACCAAACCGAGAUCGUCCGCGCAGUGACUCGCGAAGUACGCGAUCUCGACCGCGAUGUUACGCGUCUGCUCUCGCCCUACGAAGGCGGCUUCAAUCCCUCCGCAGACCCAGCUAUUGCCUGUGCCCUGCUAGUGGAUCACCUGUGCAUGCGUCGCAACAAGCGCUGUCUGCUGGCGUACCACCGCGUGCGCACCGAAAAGCUUGAGGAACUCUGCUGGACGGGUGUUGAUAUCCUCGAGCAGCAGCAGCCGGAUGGUGGGUCGCAGCAGAUGGCAUUGGGGCCUUCAGGACACAGCUCGCUGAGUCCGGAGGAGGAGGAGUAUUUUCGACAGUAUGGGGAUCUGCUCGCGGCUUAUAAAGGGCAGUGGACGGAUGUGGAUUUGACGGGGACCUUGGAGCCGCCGAAAGAUUUGUUUAUUGAUGUGAGAGUGCUGAAGGAUGCUGGUGAGAUUCAGACGGAGUAUGGUGUGAUCAACUUGACCAAGAACAGUCAACUGUAUGUUCGGCAGGGUGAUGUGGAGCGCCUUAUUGCUCAGGGAUUCCUGGAACGAUUGACUUGA